This is a messenger RNA of Aedes albopictus (Asian tiger mosquito), 1091 nucleotides long. It is a transcript of the gene Obp59a, whose product is annotated as general odorant-binding protein 71. Gene Ontology annotation, molecular function: odorant binding. The coding region runs from base 82 to 1002 and encodes 306 amino acids. The transcript has a single exon. The record is from RefSeq and is a predicted model, not a curated record. NCBI's taxonomy places the organism in Eukaryota, Metazoa, Arthropoda, Insecta, Diptera, Culicidae.
CUGAGUACCGCAUCUACGGUUUCGAUACAGAAGUGGUUCGCUCUUUCAAAUAAGCGUCAUGGCUGACAAACUUGAUUAACCAUGGGAAACCAUUGGCCAACGCGAAACUCGAUCUUCAUUACGGCUUUGCUCGUACUGGUUCUCCUGCUCCUGGAAGGUACCUGGGCCCUCAAAUGUCGCACCGAGGAUGGCCCGACUAGCGAUGAAAUUCGGAAGGUGAUAAGGGUUUGUAUGAAGCGGAUCACCUCCGAGGCAGAGAAUAAGAGCAGCAACGAGUACGAUAAUAACGAUUCGUCCUACUCAGACACGGACAGUGACGAGGAUCGCGAAUCGAGCACCGAAGGUAACAGCAGAAGGCAGGUCAGUGGAGCUGGAGGUAUUCAAAUACCGAAUACGAGAGGAAGGAAUGGAGAAGACAUGAACAGGGGAAGGGACUCCAGCAGGAAUGGGGACGAUCGCAGCAGAGGGGACAACAGAAAUCGUCAGGAUAAUGGAAGACGCCGGGAUCGCGAUCGGGACUACGACUACGGGCAAAUGGGACGAAGGAUGGACGAUGGACGGAAUCAGCAGGGACGGUACAAGCGACAAUACUAUAACGAUGGCUCUCAGGGUGGCUAUGGAUACAACUACCAACAGAACGAUCGCUACAACCGCGAUCGCAAUCAAUUCAUGCAUCCCAAUGGAAACUCUUCGGGCAACGGAACCAACAAUACAGAACGUGAUCGAGCUUGCAUGAUGCAGUGUUUCUUCCAGGAAAUGAAGAUGACCAACAACGAAGGCUUCCCGGACAAACACAAGGUACUGCACGUGGUCACGAAGGACUUGAGGGAUUACGAACUACGCGACUUCUACACGGACUCCAUCCAGGAAUGCUUCCACAUGAUCAGCAUGGACAACAAACUGAAGGAUAAGUGCGACUACUCGAUGAAGUUCGUCACGUGCCUGGCUGAUAGGGGGCAAGCAAACUGCAACGACUGGGAAAACGAAACAAUCAUGUUCUAGUGAUCAUCUGAGUUGAUUUCACAACGCACCUGCAUCGCAAUGUCUCUCAAGCACCCUUCACAAAAAUGUUCCAAUAAAAGCAAAGUUUC